Molecule: messenger RNA, 3496 nt
Organism: Sphaerulina musiva SO2202
Lineage: Eukaryota; Fungi; Ascomycota; Dothideomycetes; Mycosphaerellales; Mycosphaerellaceae
Product: Fungal_trans-domain-containing protein
Exons: 3
Coding region: 315-3173 (952 amino acids)
Biological process (GO): DNA-templated transcription; regulation of DNA-templated transcription
Molecular function (GO): DNA binding; DNA-binding transcription factor activity, RNA polymerase II-specific; zinc ion binding
Source: RefSeq, a predicted model, not a curated record
CUCCUACGUACUCGUGCUGCUCCAAGCUACAGGUACCAUACAUGCAAUCGUAAUAAUAAGAAUUCGUCUUCAUGGCCUCUGCCUGACAAACCACACUGACCUACCUCAUUGGGACUCGUCUCACUCAUCCAACGCCGCCCCUCCGGAUCGCAGCGCCCACAUGCAGCAGCCUGCUAGUACCUCACUUGCAGAGCGUUGUCUUCGAUUCUCGCUAUAGCCGACAGCACGGUAGCUCGAGUGGAACGGUACACUACCACUAUUACUACUAGGAGGUACUAUAGUCGGCGCACCGCUGUUCCCACUCGUCGCCCAGUAUGCCGGGAAUUCUCCCAAUGAAGGUCAUCAAGGUGGGCCUGAAUGCUCAGUCCAGGAUUGCACAGGCUUGCGACAGAUGUCGAAGCAAGAAGAUACGCUGCGAUGGCAUCCGCCCAUGCUGCUCCCAGUGCGCCAACGUGGGCUUCGAGUGCAAGACCAGUGACAAGCUGAGUCGGAGGGCCUUUCCCCGCGGUUACACAGAGUCGCUCGAGGAGCGGGUACGCAGUCUUGAACAGGAAGUGAGAGAGCUCAAGGAUCUGCUGGACGAGAAGGAUGAGAAGAUUGAUAUGCUAUCGCGCCUACACUCGCAGUCGCCGCAACAACUGCAUCUUCCCUCUCCGCGAAGGUCGUCGACGGCGUCGGUCGAGAAUACGGCCAUGGCGAAGCCCGACUCCCCCUCUCCAGAUGACUUGUUCCAAGUACAGCAAUCUCCUUAUCUGCUAGAUGACCAGAAAUCGGACUCGUACUUUGCGGGUACAUCGAGUGGAAGGACCUUCAUUGAAUCGUUCAAAAGCCGCGUGCAGGAAACCGGUCGCUCCACCCAGGACAUUGAUGUGACGAGGUUGCUUGCCAGCAGCACGCCAAAAGACCGGGAUGCCACCACGCCCGCAACAGCAGUCACUUUCAAGGCUCCUGCGCGCAUGGUGUCCGAUCAGAUGAUCAACAUCUUCUUCCAAGAAUGGGCUCCUCUAUUCCCGAUUCUACAUCGACCUACAUUCUUGACUCUGUACCAAAGAUAUGUGGCCGAUCCAGACGAGAUGACUGACAAGGCAGAAAUCGCACAGCUGAAUCUCGUAUUCGGCAUCGCUGCUCUCUCCACUGGUGCCAGGUCAUCAUCAGACCUGGGUAGUUUCGAAGCGCAGUGGAAGGCGGCCCUCGAUGCGACCAUACAAGACAACACGAUGGCGACGCUACAGGCACUGGUCUUGGCGCAACUCUUCUGUGUGCAGCAGGGCGAUUUCACUCGACUGCUCACCUAUAAGGGACUAUCAACGACACUGUGCACCAGGCUUGGACUACAUCAAUCGCAAAAGCGUUUCGCCUUGGACACUUUGACUUGCGAGACGAGGAAGAGGGUCUUUUGGACGCUGUACAGCGUUGACAGUUUCACGGCAGUCCUGCUUGGUCUGCCCAAACAGCUCAAGGACGAGGAUGUUCACUGCGAGAUGCCAGUCGAUGCAGACGACGAGUACGUGACCGAGCAGGGCUUCCAGCCAACCUUACCGGGCGCGUCUACCAAGGUGUCGAGCGCGCUUGCCCUCUUCGGUGCUGCACGCAUUCUCUCCAAGGUCCUUGAAGAAGUAUUUCCCGCCAAGACUUCGUACCAACUGUCGCUGAAGAAGCUUGCUGAACUUUCCGAUGAGCUCGAGAACUGGAGCACAAGUCUGCCAGCGCAUCUUCGCCUUCAGUUUGCACAAGAUAAACCUAGCACGGGGACGAUCAACAGCCGCUCGCCUCUACUGUCUCUAACCUACCACUACAUCCGGUCCUUGAUCCAAAGGCCUGUCAUCUGUGCCGCACUGGGAACAAGAUCACAGUCGUCCAUGAUCACUAUGGCGAGCUCGUGCAAGCACAUGGUGCAGAUCGUGCAGUUACUUGACGAGAGAGGCCUCAGCUUCUCUUUCUGCCUCAAUCGUGACGAGCUCCUGGUGAUCUCUGGCUUCGGUCUCCUGUUCCAGGGACUUGGGCUAGAAGCAAGCUCCAAAAUCCUCAGAGAUAACAGCAAAAUGUUGGCUGCUGUGAUCAGCGCGCUGAAGAAGACAUCAGCACCAUGUGCCACGGAGUUCGAGCGUUUGGCCCACUCUUUUGUGCCACGCCUUCCCGUGGCAGAAUCGACUGCACCCAGGACGAAAUAUCCACCACUGUCAAGGCACAACUCUGACGGCCAGCUCUCUUCUGACAGCGCCAAUUCUACUAGAAAGCAGCUAAAGGCUAUCGCAUCGCGCUUCACCUUGCACGGAAGUGGAAGGUUGCCUAAGCCUGAUGCUGGUGAUGGACGGCGAGCAACGGUCCACCAAAUUGAUCUACACCCAUAUAGUCAACAGACCCAAAGCACUCCAGCGCUGCAGCCACAAUCGUGUUACAGCCCACCCUCGGUCUCGCGAUCAGAACCUGCCCGGAGCCCUGUCAACAUGUAUCCACGACUUCAAGUCACCGCGGAUUCCCACAGAACAACCACCCCGUCAUCAACGCUACCACCACUGAAGCCCAAGUCCAAAACUGUACCAAAGAAACUCCCCAACCUCGACUAUCUUUCAUUCGGCAACGACUCUGAGCCCUCAAGCUCACCACCAAGCGCUCGCAACACCCAACCGAUCAAGUCCGAACCCGCACCCACCGACUGGGAAAAACUUCUUGGAUCCCUCGACAACGGCGAAACCAACAUCUACGACGCCUGCUACGGCGGACCGCCCAUUGACGCAUUGAUUGACACCGCCUCGCCCAUCAAUCUAGCAACGGUAGGAGGCGGCGGUGGCAACGACACACCUAUCGCGUGGACCCAAGAUCUAUGGGCGUUGUGUCAAACAGAAACCAACCCUACGGGUAGCAGUAGCAGUAGUAGUGGGACGAGUCACAAGAGUAGUGGUGGUAGUAGUAAUAACAAUCCCGGUUGGACCCCCUCCUUGAAUCCCGCACCGAGCGUAUUGUCAUUUUCGAGUGCGGAUGAUGUAUUGAGCGGGAGCGAGGAUUUGGGUAACAUCGAGGAUUGGGGGGCGAAUAAUCGCGAUACUACAACGACGACCACGACGAAUACCCAGACGACGCAGACUCCGUUGGAAAAGUUUAGAGGGUUUGUUGUACCUGCUGAUGGGGAUGGCUUAAGUGGCUUUGGGGGCGGGGAGUGGAUCACGUUGUAGGGCGAGGACGAAGAGGAUGAAGAGGAGGGGGAGGAGGAACUGGAAAAAAGAGUGCGAAUGUGUUCACGCCAAAAUUUACACCAUGGAUGAGCCUUAUGAGUGACAGGGAAUUGUUUUUUGAGCCAGGCGAACAUGAGUUUGCUUGUUAUUUGGGGGGUUUAUGGGGGUAUUUGGGAAUCUGGGAAUCUGGAAAGUGGCGCAAGUGCCGAGUCCAAGCUGUGUUCUGGUGUUCUUUGGCUCUUUUGGGAAAUGAUACCAUCUGAGGGCUACUAUUUUAUGAGAUAUGCUAUCGCUCACUUUUGAGAAAGGAAAUUGGUUCAGGC